Gilbertella persicaria is the source of this 897-nucleotide messenger RNA. RefSeq lists its product as uncharacterized. The record is from RefSeq and is a predicted model, not a curated record. NCBI's taxonomy places the organism in Eukaryota, Fungi, Mucoromycota, Mucoromycetes, Mucorales, Choanephoraceae. The transcript has a single exon. Bases 169 to 648 code for a protein of 159 amino acids.
GAGUCAUUUCGAUUGAAACUAAUGGGUGUUUCUGUUAGUGUGACUUUGAAGAAGCCAUGUCUUUAUUGCGCUUCAAACCUUUUAUGAAACAGGCUUUAUUGGCGUCUUCAUUUGCGCCAAAAAGCUUAUGAUUAAUAGAUUCAAUUGAUAGAUUAUUCACAAAUAAAGAUGAUGCUCGGUUUCUUAUUGGUUUUUCUUAUACACUUUUUUAUCAAGAUAGAUCGUCAAAUCCUUUGCUUUUUUAACAUGAUCAAACUAAGUUUAUUUCAGAUCUGUGUGAGUCUGAAAGGUAACAGAGUUUUGUUUGCCUCCCCUUUACACCACGGCAUAAGCGAUUGUAUUUUUCUUCCAUCUCUGAGUACAUAUUUCUGCUAUUGCUUGCGCUGUGGUGAUAAGUUAUACGUUAAGUAUCUAAAGUUAAUACUAGAGCAAACUCAUAUCUUAAGACGGCUAGAUAGAACAAGUUGUUUAAACUUGCUGAUACUAUCUCCUUGCAUAAUCAAGUCGAGACAAAAAAAACUACUGGAAAAGUUACAGGUUUCACUUUUUAGAAAGUUGAAGCUCUAUUGCGACCAAAGCGAUGACAAUUUAAUAAAGGACUUGAAAAAAAAAAUCGGUCGUGAUACUGCACUCAUACUUGAAAACUAGUUUGUACCAGAUGCCAAAUAUCAUGAGCCAACAAGAAACAAAAGCUUGAUAGAUUUGUUGAAGAAAAAUUGCUCUUCGCUGUAUUUGAUUGAUGAAUGCAGGACAUCAUUGUACUGUCCAAAUUGAGAUUACAAGCUGCAGAACCUCAAGACAGUAGUCAACCCAAGACCAUAUCGUUGGACUAAACAACUCACUGUAAAAUGUCAUGGGCUCUUACGGCAAUAAAACUUAUCUAUGACCACAAUAGGG